Messenger RNA from Hermetia illucens (black soldier fly), 6212 nucleotides. RefSeq names its product serine/threonine-protein kinase MARK2 (gene Snrk). Gene Ontology annotation, molecular function: ATP binding; protein serine/threonine kinase activity; tau-protein kinase activity. The transcript has 10 exons. Lineage: Eukaryota; Metazoa; Arthropoda; Insecta; Diptera; Stratiomyidae. The record is from RefSeq and is a predicted model, not a curated record. Gene Ontology annotation, biological process: protein phosphorylation; microtubule cytoskeleton organization; intracellular signal transduction. Gene Ontology annotation, cellular component: cytoplasm. Bases 1578 to 4922 code for a protein of 1114 amino acids.
AGACGCGAAACGGCCAUAUGAAAAUUUUCAUUUCUCUGAAUCUGUGAGGAGAGGUGUCGCCAUCGACGUUGGCUGCUGGGGUUUGUGUUUGUCACCGUGUUCUCUUUUGAAUUGUGUAUUUCCCGAAGCGGUCGUCACCCUUCUCCGAAGUUGCAGCGGAGAUCCGUGCAAGUGCAGUGCGUUCCAUUAAAAAUUUGCUCGUUUAUCGCGUUUUCACGGAACGAGAAGCCGCGCGCCGUGUACACAACGAAAAAAUUCUGAAUGAAAAUUUCCUGUCGUGCGCCCGUGCCUCGCUCCCCCAGUGCGAGCGAUCGCGUCCAGUGUUUUCUUUUAUCGAUUCCCGAGGAAAAUUUGUUUGUUCUCGAGUUUCGCCGCGUUGUUGGUGUUUUUGAUGUGUUCUACUAAGGGAGAGGCGGGCGUCGCUUGUGGCGUGGAUUGGGGAAGGAAUUAGGUUGUCGGAAGUUCGAAAUACGGACUGGAUAAUCAGUGCCCACUCCCAGAGUCGGUCGGCGAUUCGCGUUCCAGGAGUUCUCGCUAGAAGGCCACCAUCGUCGAGCAACUCCACUGACUUUGACAGGAGCCCGGGUCACAGCUUGACGAUUGCCAAGGAGACAUUUGCCGCGAUUCUUGGGACAAAUUCGGUUUGGACCCAGUCCCGCUGAGCCCACUUGCAUCGGAACGUGAGUGCCGCCGACUCGACCAGUCGCUGACCGUUUUCCUACCACCAGUGCAGGGGCUCCCUAUUCAGGGCAUGUAUUUUCUACUUGCCCCUCCGCCCGCGACCGACGUUUUGAGCCCAUUCCAAUUGGAAAUUCAGUAGAAAGCGGAGUAAUUGUGGGCAACGUCAAUUGAAGCGUGAAAUCCAGUCGCAGGUGAAUCGCGAGUCGGGAAGAGUUACAUAAGGCGGGUGAAGGGAAGUGCGUGCGGAUCGGGUCGCGGAUUCACGGUGCCCGUGCGAACUUCGAACACGUUGCCUGCUCCUUAGCCCCGCGGGCAUGAACGGCUUGGCUCGCAGUUGAUUUGCGUUUUCUCUUGCGCCGUCCCAAAGUUCCGUUGUGCAAUCUACAGUUUCCGUGCGGCGAUUUGUCAAAUUUUCCAAAUUUCUCCGCUCGCAGAGCAACGGAACGAGCUUGUGUUUCGCGGUUUGCAUUCCUAAUUAAUCGCUAAUCCCAGAAGAAUUUAAGAAAGAUUCAAGUGCGGUGAGAAGAAAUACAUUGCAAAGAAACGAGUGCUGUCAAGUGUUACGUGUUCUAGUUUCGUCGUGUUUUUUUUUUAUCUUUAAUUGGUUACAGCUGCGGAAGCUAUUUCGUUGAGAGGAAGGCACAGGUUGCGGUUUUGGUUUCAACCGCUGUGCACGGUGAGCGAUCGCCAACCAAGGUGCUUGGACGCCUCCAGUUCCAGACCAGAUCCGCCGCCCACCUUCCAACCAGCCGUCGUGCAGUGCAUGUUAAAGUCAGCAAGUUGGGAACGACACCAGCCAGAACCACGAGAAGAACGUUGCCAGUGAAUUGCGAGUAAAUGCAGCCUUAUAUGGAGUAAAGAAAUUUUCCUUCUGAAGUUUGCUCGCAUCUAUAAAAAUGCAGAGCGUUGGUAACGGCAAUCGUGCCAUAGUUUACGAUGGUAAAAUAGCUGGUCUUUAUGAUUUAGAAGAAACAUUGGGAUCAGGCCAUUUUGCUGUUGUGAAACUUGCCAGACAUGUUUUCACCGGCGAAAAAGUAGCUGUUAAAGUAAUCGAUAAGACUAAAUUGGAUGAAGUAUCUAGGGCACAUUUAUUUCAAGAAGUUCGAUGCAUGAAGCUAGUGCAACAUCCAAAUGUGGUUCGACUCUAUGAAGUUAUAGACACACAAACCAAACUCUACUUAAUAUUAGAAUUAGGCGAUGGGGGUGACCUUUAUGAUUACAUUAUGAAACAUGAAGGCGGUCUAUCUGAAAAUUUAGCUAGAGAAUAUUUUAGGCAAAUUGUGCGGGCAAUAUCGUACUGUCAUCAGCUACAUGUUGUACACAGGGAUCUCAAGCCCGAAAACGUUGUGUUUUUUGAAAAACUAGGUGUAGUUAAAUUGACUGAUUUCGGUUUUAGUAAUAAAUUCUGUCCCGGCCAAAAAUUAGAAACAUCAUGCGGUAGUUUAGCAUAUUCAGCACCUGAAAUUCUCCUCGGUGAUUCUUAUGAUGCACCGGCUGUUGAUGUCUGGUCACUAGGCGUAAUUCUAUAUAUGCUUGUUUGUGGUACUCCACCAUUCGAGAAAGCCAAUGAUUCGGAAACGCUUACAAUGAUUAUGGACUGCAAAUACACAAUGCCAUCGCAUGUGUCGGUUGGUUGUCGCGAUCUGAUAGCAGCUAUGCUUGUUCGUGAACCUGAGAAACGCGCCACCUUGCAAGCAAUCGCCCAAAACAGCUGGUUAACGCAAGGUGCUCAAGAUACUGUGCCCGAAUAUUUGCCACUUGUGAGUCGUCAACAAGUUAGUGAUGAAGAUCAUACGCUUAUUAUUCAAAAGAUGGUGAAUGGUAACAUAGCUACCAAAGAGGAGAUUCUAGAUGCCUUAGAUCGAAAUGAAUAUAAUCACAUCACUGCUACGUAUUUCCUCCUUGCCGAACGUAAACUUCGACAACAGCGACAAGAUCAAAUUCAAAAACGUCGUCCAGAAUUGUCCUUGCCCGUAUCGUCCACGUCCAGAUUAUCACCGCGCACUCGAACUGCAGCAAACAGUACUGAUCGAGAAUCGUCGGGAGAUAGUCGAAAUCAUUUAUUAGUACCUAGCAAUAAUCAACUUACUCCAAGAACGCCUGGUGCGGAAUCGACUGCUGGCGGUCGAAGCCGAAAAUGUAGUAUUGUGCAAGAGGAGGACGACGAAGACGAAAUACCAAGUUCGAAUCGCGAUGAGCUUCAAACGCCACUAAAUAGACGAGGUUCUCGUUCGGAAGGUCGUAUAAAUUUAGCUAUACAAGAUCGCGUCCCUGAAGCAGAAAGAUUAAAAAAGGAGUCAACGAAUGCUCCAACUAAUUCAUCAUCAACAAAAGCCAAUUUAGAGACUGGAACAAACGUAGAAUAUCUUAGCGGUGCGACCGGUGGUCUGAAACCAAUCAAUAAGGAUCUAAUCAAUAUGAGAAACCGUCUAGGAGGCGUAAGCGGCGGAAUAUCUAGAAAAUUAGUAGAAAAUAAUAGAUGUAAGGAACAGCUACUAUUGAAUAGUAGUUCAAAUAAUUGUAGUAAUAACAAUAGUAAAUUAAAUGAUAUCGGACAGAGAUCUAAUUCAGUAGAUCACCAAAAUAUCGAGACUGAACAACAUCAUCGUGCAGAUGUGACGCAAACCAAAUUUCUAGUCGAUUCGUCGACUAUCACAAUUCCCAUAAGUUCGGCGACAUCACAAACCUCGUCGUGUACAAACGCAAUUCCAAAAUAUAAAACAAUGCCAUCGCCAACGAGACCAAAUGCAAUAUUAACAGGAGGAGCACGUGCUCUCAAUGAGAUUUUCGAGGAGGGUACAGAUAUUGGUUCCUCCGAUAGUGCAACUACAACACCCCGUCCAGUUGUUCGAAGUUCACACUUCACGAGCAAUCGGGCAAAUCAGAGUAAUCCGACUACACAACGGCGAUCAAAAUUCCACAAGAGUCGAACACCAUCGUGUAGUAGUUCGGAUGCAUCCGAUGAUGACUCGGAAUCACGAAAAAAGCGUGUUCACAAAAUUAACGUAAAUGAUGUAUCAAAACCGCUUCAGAGCCAGCGUCGUGAUUCACACGACGAUUCAAGCGAUUCUCAAGAUCAGGGAACGGCUGCUGCUUCAGGGGGAAAUGGUUCGUCGUCGGGUAUGUACCUUCUUCCGGCCGCGACGACGACUACAACUGGUGAUCGUACCGGAUCGACUACGACCCAUACAACAAACCAAAAUUCUAAUUGUGCAACCCAUGGACGUCAAAAGACUGAUCAGCCUCCAAUCGUUUUCCGGCGGCAUCGGGCCGGACGACGAAGGGCGGGCGAGACUCGCUUACGGGAGAGCCAAUCGCUGAACCGUAUAACCGAAGUUCAAGAGUCAGAAUUACCGCCAGUUAGUAAUUCCACUUCCAGCCAGUUGCAUAGCAGCAACAACAAUAAUAACAACAUGAGCAAUAACAGCCACAGUGCAAUGAAUAGCAGCAUGCCGGCGUCGAUGAUGCAAGCGGCAACUCAUGUAAAUUGCCACCAAAAACCAAAGGGAAUAAGUGCACGUCUGUUCCACGGAUUUAUCAAGAAAGCCGAUGUCAUUCAAACACCAUUGCAUGAUAGCACGAGUACGGUUACGAUAUCGCCUGAUCCUGGGUCAAAUGACGAGGUUGAUAUGGUGUUGGGAAUGGAUUUCACGAAGAACUCUCUGCGUGUGAACGAAUCAAAAAGUUCAUCGGCUACGAAGAAGUUAAAGAUGCUUGGCCGAUACUUUCAGGUUCAUAAAAAAAUCUGCAUUCCUCUACCAGGCUUAUUUCAACGCGGUCGGCUUUACAAGGCUCAAUCGUGUGGAUCCAUUGUGCGAGACAAAGUGAAUCAUAACAUCCAUAGUAACGCGCCACCGAACACAACAAGACAUUCAGUAUUAUUUACCGAGAAAGGCAAAAUCUUACGUAACUGUUUGGGUUCUAGAUUUCUUGGCAAUAGUGAUAGUGAUAUUAAUCAAAAUAACGGUAAGACGGCUACUCAGAACCAACUCCCACAAGCGUCCUUGCUGUUCACGAUACCUUCAUCGCAACAAACGUUGGCACCGACGCAGCUAGCCAUGUCACAAAGCAAGUCCAGUGUAGCAGCUAAUACUGUAUUGUCCAACACCAAUACCACCGCAACCACUUUCAUCAACUCAUCUGCAACAGCACCAGCACAAAACUGCAAUUUGCCAAAUAAGAAAUCUACAUCACCUUUACAUCAAUUAAGUGACGUUCCGCUUUGUAGUAGUAAAUGUUAGUUAAUUCUAUAUAUUCAAAGUAUGUUGUAUCAAAUCUUAACGGGAAAACAAAUUAAACCACAUAAUAUAAAGUAGGCAAAUAGGAGAAGGUUGGUCACACUACUGAGAAUACUGCAACAUGAAAUGAAUCGUAAUCUGUUAAGCUAGGUUUAAUCAAUGAUUAGGUGGGUAGACAUGCAGAAUGAGAGACGAGCUCUAGCAAAUUAAGCAUGUAAGGGAAAUCCGUUUUAUUUUGAAAUAUUGUAUAUUUCAAUUUCUCGAAUAUAUUUGCAUGUGUGGUCUAUUUCGUAUUCUGUUUUUUAGAAGACAUGCGGAAGACAAAUGUGUAUAAGGAAUUAGUUUUGAUAAACGGAAAAAAAUUCAUAUACCCUACAUUAAGUAUUAUACAAAACCCUUCGUUUUAGGUUUAUUUCUACUCGAAGCUAUAUCACGAUUCUAUUCUAUUCUACCUGAUUUUAAUUCCCUGUUUUUCAAAGGCGCUCUAUUUUCGCACUAAAUAGGAUCUCAUAUUGGAAGGAAAAUUCGUGUUUGAGGCUAAAGGAUCGGAUUAGAACUAUCGAAGCAAAAUUUUAGAGGGACACGCUCAAAGAAGAAAUUCUAUGAUAGGAAUUUAUUUCAAAUGUCGAUAGUUCUGCAAACUUCUUCUGUAUACUUUUUCGCGGCUUUGUCAAUUCACAAGGUAGAAUCCCUGGCAGAUAAAAACCUUCAUAAGUUUCAUUUGGAGCUGCCUCCAACUCACUAAGUUGAAAGCACUUACAGUCGAUAAGCUUUGCUGUGUAGAUCUCAUUUACCCUCUACAUCUCUACGCCUCAUCCUAUAUUUCAGGGAGGAGAGACUAACCGCUAGCCCACCUGCAAGGUUACAGAGCAAAUACAGCCGUAAUUUUACCUUGUCUGCACUGGAAAGAGCAGAACCACGUAAAAGUAUAAAAGAAUAAAUUGUUGAAAAUGCAUUUGUAGCUGUGCAUGCGGGCAAGUGCGAUUUGUUUAAAUGCAUCGCUUUAGCUUCCCCGCACUAGUCUGAAAUUUUGAGUUUAUCUUAGUUCUGUCAUUGAAAUUGACUUCAAAUUGCAGAAGAAAUUCCAAACAAAUCCAAAUUCAUGUGCAAAUACGAACUAAAUUUAAAUAAGAGAUGAUUUUUUUCCUAUAUGUUUUGCAAAAAGCAGAAAUAUAGUUAUUGUUAUCGUAAAAAAGAGCAAAAGUGGAAGAACAUGAAAAAUAUAUAAGUAGUUAAGUACAAAACGAAAGCGGAAAAAUAUACUGUUUUUUCUGUGUUUGAAAAAUAAAAAAA